AAUCCUCUAGCCUGGACGUGCCAGUGCCCAGGGCCUGUGUUUACUCGCCCUGGUCUCUCGCCGGGCUAGGAUUUCCUUAGCCGUGUCAGUGUGUGUGUGUCUUUUUUUUUAAAACAAAUAUACAUCGCUUUAAACAACAAAACUAAACUAUGCACCGUAGCACACUUUUGUCCAUCACUUAGCGACCGAAAUUUUGUGCGCGAGUCCGUGGUUUUAUGUCGCUCGAAGUCGUCUCUUUGUCACGAUCCGUUAUGCGAGUGGCGGCGGCGUCGUCUGCUGCUGUGCUCGGGAGAUAAACUAGGCCUGGGAUGCCCAGCGUUAGGCCGAGGCUGUGCUGCCGCACGGUGGCCGACCCAGCCCUCGCAGUGCCCCACGCCUGCCUCGCUGGCAGCAUGUCCGGAGGGAACGGGGCAGCACUCGAUCCCGCCAACGCCCCUUCCCGAGGUGAAAGACGUGUUCUGCGAUUACAUCGCCAUAUGCCGACAGUGGGCCUGGCAUCGGGGGCGGUGGACCCGGGCUCGGGCGACCCGGUCAGAGCCAACGACGGCGCUGCCGCCGCCGCCGCUGCCGCUGCCUCCGUGACGGCGGCGGCAGCGGCGGCGGUGUCGGUGGCAGCCGACGAGGAGGACGACGACCCCGGCGUGGUGUUCUCGGAGCCGUCGCAUCCGAGCGCUGUCCUGCUGGGCGUGCGCGCACUGCGCGAGGCGGGCGCCCUCUGCGACGUGACGCUGUGCUGCGGCGCGUCCGAGUUCCCGUGCCACCGGCUGCUGCUGGCCGCGUGCAGCCCCUACUUCCGCGCCAUGUUCUCGGCAGGCCUGGCCGAGAGCCGGCAGGAGCGCGUGACGCUCGCCGGCGUCGAUGCCUCCUCGCUCGGCCUGCUGCUGUCGUACGCCUACACCGGGGAGGUGCGCAUCUGCCGCGCCAACGUUCAGGCGCUGCUGGCGGCCGCUGACCUGCUGGACGUGCCGCCCGUGCGCCAGGCCUGUGCCCGCUUCUUGCAGUCACAGCUGGACGUGUCCAACUGCCUGGGCAUGCACUGCUUCGCGGAGGCGCACGCCUGCCCGGAGCUGCAGAGGGCGAGCCUGGACUUUGCUCUGCAGCACUUUGCGUCCGUGUGGCAGCAGGAGGAGUUCGGCGCGCUCACCUCCGACAAGCUACUCGAGCUGUUGGCCAGUGACCGGCUCAACGCGCCUCGCGAGGAGACCGUCUUCCAGGCAUCACUCGCCUGGCUCAAUCGCACCGCUGACCGCCGGCAGUACGCCGACAAGGUGUUUGAGCUCGUGCGCUUCCCGCUCAUGAGCCCGUACUACAUCCACGACGUGGUGGAGAAGCAGAGCUUGAUCUCCGAGUCUGCCAUCUGCCAGCGUCUCGUCUCCGAGGCCAAGGACUUCAUGCUGCUGCAGGACCGUCGCGGGGAGCUCGUGAGCCCCCGCACACGCCCCCGCUACUCCUCCGGAAUCACGGAGGUGAUCAUCGCUGUGGGUGGCGAGGACGAUAAGGUGGUGCUUCGUAGCGUCGAAUGUUACGGGCCACAGAGCGGACAGUGGAAGGCCCUUGCCUGCUUGCCCUUUGCAGUCAGCAAGCAUGGUCUCGUCGUCUCAGGAAACACAUUGUACAUGGCGGGUGGGGAGUUUCCGGAUGGCCUUGCCAGCCGGGAUACGUGGCGUUACGACCCCAGCUUUGACACGUGGCAGGAGAUGGCCCAGAUGAACGUGGCACGCUCUGAACUAGGCCUGGCGAUGCUGGAUGGGUUCGUGUUCGCCGUGGGUGGGUGGGAGGGCUCGUCCCGCCUCGACUCGGUGGAGGGCUACGAUCCCAGCACCAACUGUUGGCAGUUUGUGGCACCGAUGCGCAUGGCUGUGACCAGUCCGGCCGUGGUGGCCCUCGAUGGACUUCUGUAUGUCACUGGUGGUGCUGUGUUAGAAGAUGGUGAUGGGAUUGAGCUGGUCCAGGUUUACAACCCAAAAAUGGACACAUGGUCAGAGGUUCCCCCAAUGCAGAUCGCUCGUUCUGGCUCAGCAGCUUGCGUGCUCAAGGGCAAAAUCUACGUAAUAGGUGGUUGGCAUGCAUCCACGGAAAACACCAACAAGGUGGAGUGCUACGACCCGGCCCAGAACUCGUGGCACAUGUGUGCGCCCAUGAUUGAGCGGCGCUACCGACCUGGUGUGGCGGUGGUGGACGGCAAGAUUUAUGUACUUGGUGGAGAGGAAGGAUGGGACAGGUACCACGACACGAUAGAGAGGUACGAUGACCUGACUGACACGUGGGAGAUCGUAGGAGAGAUGCCGACCAGCAGAAGCUGGCUGAGCUGCGUGUCCAUUCAGAUUCACCAAGACAUCCGCACUUCCAGCCCCGGCAGCGCUGAGCCCUAUGGCUACGAGUAGCUUUCCUCAGCAGCAAAGAGCCCUGUCGUCUGCACCAAAUAAUUUUUCCCUAGUCUGUACUUUCCUGUGUUGGCGUCAGCAAUGUUUUGUUUAACUAGUUGGGUAUCAUGCCACUACACGCGUACAAAAAUUUACAUCACUGAACACGUCAGUUUUUUUAGCUAAUGUAUAGCAUUGUUUGAUUUGUAGGUGUGCUUUAUGAUAUGGAAAUUGUCAUUGUGUAGUGUACUGUCUUGCCAGGGAAACAGAAAUUGUCUUGGUAUGGGCAAUGGUUAACAAGAAAAUAAUGUUGAAUUUUUCACAUUCAGUUGUGGUGAGAUUUGCAGGAAUGAAAUAAUAGCUCAGUAGAAGGCUAUAUUUCCGCAUGAAGAAAGAGUCUUUACCAAUUUAAUGUUCGUAUAUUGAACUGGUUUAAUUCUACUUAAAUACACUUGCCUCUAUGAAAGGAGAAUCAUGUUUAGUAGGUUUGGUAGUCUAGUCGGUGUCACUAAUACAUAGGACAAUCUUUCGAUUAUAAAGAGUUGAUAGAAAUCCCUUGAAGUUAAACCUGUGUUAUCAGAAAAAAACAAAGCAGUCAAGAAAAAAAUAGAUAUGCUCCGUGGAUGUUUUUUUUUAAUAGGGUAUAACUAUAGUUUGUGUUUACAUGGUGUGUUUAGUACAGUACUUUAUUUUUAAGUGACUUGUGCUUUAGAAGCACCAUAUAGGGUAUACCGUUGACACUUUGGAAAAUAUUUCCUUGGUGGCAAAUUGUUUGGGAGAGAAUACUGUUUCACACAGUGAGCAAGUUAUAUGGGUAUAAUAAGCUCGCUCAUAAAUGUUACUUGUUGAAAAUUAAAAUGCAUCUCUCAAAAUGUAUUAUUAAAUGGUUGCCUACAGGCGACAGCAACUUCUUGCAUAUGAAAGGAUGAAUAGGAUCAUCAAAAGUCUUAUGUUCAGUUUAGUUAGCCAGAAAAUGGCUUCAGUUAAUGUGCAGUCGAUUGCUUCAAUGCCCCCGUUGAAUGUUUAGAGUUGACAUUAGCAUACUAACUAUGGUUGAUGGUCCGGCCGACAACAUAGGCUUACCCGAGUUACCAUCCCAUCUUUAGCAAAUUAUCACUGUGCCCUAAAUGUCAUGUAUUUCGUCUUAGUGACUAAACCACGUGCAGUCGUACACUUUAGACACUUGUUCACACAUGCAUUUUGAGUGGCCGACCAUACAAUUAAUAUCUUUACUGAGCUGCCUGAACCUCAUUUAAACGGAUGCUAAUCUCCAUCCCAACUACGUGAAUUUAUUGUAUGUCGUUUCCAGGAAAGUUAGCACGAGGCAGUUGCGGAAAAUGGAUCACUCGUGCAAGGGGAAUAGUGGUGUUGCUUUACAAACUAUAAUUCCUUAACUUCAUAGAUUUCAGUGUUCACUUUUCCUUUUGGUUUACGAACAGUGUGUUAUGUUUCAGCCAAAAGGAUAUCAUUCUCGUUUUUAAGUUAUACAUUUAAAUUCGGGACAGUCUUGGAUAUAAUUUUUUUGUCACGAAGACUUCAGAUGCCUCUAGGCAUGUGCAUAUUAGCCUUGAAUGCAUAUAAUUUGGAGGAACAUUUAGUGAAACAGAAUUCCCCCGAAUUAGCAAUGAAUGUAACUGGAUGCUAUUUAAAUGCAAAUUUAUGUAUGUUAUGUAAAGUGUUUAAAUAGUAAAAUUGAGCAUUAUACAAAAAAGUAAUAUCUUAAAUUAAACUAGUACUGUUUGUCAGUUACAUUGGUAAGGAAACUGAUGUCAUACAAUCAUAAAUCAUAUAUAUUUUUUAUCUUUAGAAUUUAGUAGCAUCUCAGCUUGUGAAGAGCAAAAUAAAAAUUCACAUGGAGUAUUUAAAAUGCAAUGCAUUAUAAAUAUUUAUAUGGUUAAACAUUAUUUGCAUAUAAAAAGUAAACAUGUUCAUUUACCAUGUACUGAAAAUUGUCAUGUCUGUUAUUCGAAGCAUGUGAUAGAUCUUCAGAUACAUUUAGUUUGUAAUCAGGAAUACAAAAUAUGCCUGAUUAGAUUCUUGCCAAAUACUGCAGAUAAUUUUCUACACAUUUUACCUUAUUGUGGCCAUUUAUUUCCGUCAUUAAUACGCAUCUGUGUUCCAUACACCACCUGAAGCUUUUUCAUGCAUUCGUAUGUAAAUUAUUGUCUACAUUUAAUAUAUUUUUUUAAUCCAUUUGUACAGUGACCACUUCUGGUAAAGGUGUCACAGGUGGCAGCACGAGUUUCAAUAUCGACAUGCACUUCUGCUGCUUUGACACUUCAUGCACUCAAUGUUAGUGCUUCCUUUUGACAGAAGAAAACAGAUGAAAAUGUUGAUAUGGGUGGGAAACAAGACCAUUAGUUUAAAACUGCAAGGAGCAAACAUUAAACAUUGUCCAUUUAAAGGAAAUUACCCUCUUAAGACCAACCUGUAAACUUUGGUUCUCCUUAAUAGUUGUUAUUUUAAACAAUUUAAGUAUUUUAUCACAUUAAGUUUGUAGUAAGCUGGCCAUACACUACUUGUUAUUCGCAUACCCAUACAUUUCUGUUGUCUAUGGUUGUACAAGUGUUAGUAGAUGAUUUUUUUCAUUAUAAAAAUUCGAAAUGAAGAUCUCAUUACACCUAAUUGUGAAAUUGAAAUGCUUGCACUUUACUGCCUUAUAUAUAAAAACAAGUUAUUUUAUGGAUAUUACUAUUUAGGCACAAGUUCAUUUGAAGGACUGUCAUGAUAGUGGUUGGUGGUUAAGGCAGCCAAAGCAAUGUAACACGAAGGCUUGGUUGACUCCGUAAACUUGAGGACAAAUUAAACACUUUCUUGAAAUAAAAACUGCAGUACAGGCGUCCCUUGCGUAAUGCCCCGCCAUAUCGGGAAUUUGCAGCUGCGCCAUUCACGUUCUGGGGACGUACUUCACACUUAGGCGAAGCAUUUUGACAGUUAUACCCUGAAAAAAAUGUCACAUUAAAAUUUGUCAAAGUAAAAAAAAAAUUUCAAUGAUAAAAACUCAAAAAUAAAAAUGUUGCCGGUUAAUCAACUAAAAUUACAAUCUGAUGCCGCCUCUGCGUCAUGGCAGCGUUCAAUGUCACGGGCUUGGGUGUAGACAUCGUAAAUCUCCGACUUCUGUCUGCAUCGUGCGUGCUGCUGUUAGAAGCAGCCCACGGAAUCGUUCAAUAAGCCCUGAAGUUACUCCUGAUUAAGUAUUCUUUGUAGGGAGUAACGUGUCUCUUAAUCAUGAUGCAUUAUUUAACUGGUCAUUUUUGUAAUGUUAAUAUUAAGUACUGCAUUGGAUUUAUACGUAUUGUUGUAAACCCGUGGCUAAAAGUCUGAGAUUAAAUCGUACUUAUUUUUUUGGGUUCAUGCAGCGCGAUUUGAAUUGCGCAUGUCACGUUAUGCGAGGGACGCCUCUAUUUGCCUUUUAGUUGCAUGCAAACUCAUAUGACUAAAGUGCUGCCUUUGGACAUGCCCACUAAAUUAAAAUGUUCCUAAUACUUUCUUCACUGGCCGUCUGAUGAACAAGGACUUGUGCCUUUAGAGAUGCGGUGAUGAUCUGGUGCAACUAAAUAAAUGGACAAGUAGUACGUGGAUGGAUGGUUGUGGUAGAUAUACCUAAAGAUGGAUGGGUUGACAGCAAAAUAGUGAAGAUAGACUAAUCAAGUGACUACGUUUGCGAUAGUCUUUGAAAAACGGCUUGACCUGUGGACGAGUGAUGAUAAAAAUGUGACCUUUGAGUUAUCCUAUUGAAAACUACACAUUGCAGUGUUAUUAGCAUUAUCUGAGUUGUGUCUCUAUGCUAUAGCUAUUAAGACUGUUUUCUUGAUCGAGUGUAUAUUUGCAGGCACUUUUAAUCAACAAAUUCAGUGACAUGGAAAUAUAGGUUUUUCAUAAGCGGUAUAAUUUUUGUAAAUUGUUGGGAAUGUGUUGUAUAUUUCAGAAGAGUAUAUGCAUGUAUUGUACAUACCUAUUCUGUGUUGUGAUCUCAGCUGUUUUCUGGAAUGGUCCAUCUCAUUUUAAAUACAAAAUGCUUUAAUGUUAUUUUACAGUAUUGUCUAAUGGGAUAUAACGGCCAUGAUCAUCAAUGAAACCGAACUGUUGAACCCGUUUUUUCAACGUUACAAUGAAUGAACUGCUGUAAUGGUAAGUGUGGUUGUAUCAUUUGUAUUUGUUAACAUAAUAAAUUGUUGGAAAAUAUCAA
This is a messenger RNA of Petromyzon marinus (sea lamprey), 6552 nucleotides long. Its product is annotated as kelch-like protein 24. Lineage: Eukaryota; Metazoa; Chordata; Hyperoartia; Petromyzontiformes; Petromyzontidae. Gene Ontology annotation, molecular function: protein binding. The record is from RefSeq and is a predicted model, not a curated record.